AUGGGUGCUGGAGUAUUAGUUUCUUCAACAAAUGGAAGGCAAUAUGAGGGGAAGGUCACACCAUUUGUGUUUGUCACAUGUUUGGUCGCAGCCAUGGGAGGUCUUCUUUUUGGUUAUGAUCUUGGUAUUACAGGAGGAGUGACUUCCAUGGAACCAUUUUUGGUUAAAUUCUUCCCCAGUGUUUACAAGAAAAUGAAAGAUGAAUCUAGACAUGAUAGCAAUUAUUGCAAAUUUGACAACCAACUCCUUACUUUGUUCACAUCUUCCUUGUAUAUUGCGGCGUUAAUAGCGUCUUUCUUUGCUUCCACUACUACAAGAGUGUUUGGACGCAAGAUCUCAAUGUUUGCAGGUGGCUUGUUUUUCCUUGUUGGUGCAUUGCUGAAUGGUUUGGCUGUCAAUGUUGGAAUGCUUAUCAUCGGUCGCCUAUUGCUUGGUUUUGGUGUAGGAUAUUGUAAUCAGUCUGUUCCAGUGUAUUUGUCUGAAAUGGCUCCGACAAAGAUGAGAGGUGCGCUUAACAUUGGAUUCUCAAUGAUGUGUACAAUUGGAAUCCUAGUUGCAAAUCUUAUUAACUACGGGACUUCCAAGCUUGAGAAUGGAUGGAGAAUUUCUUUGGGCCUUGGAGCCGUUCCAGCAGUCAUGUUGUGUGUAGGAUCUUUUUUCUUAGGUGACACACCAAACUCUUUGAUUGAAAGAGGUCAAACAGAAGGAGCUAAGGAAAUGUUGCAAAAGAUUCGUGGCAUUGAUAAUGUUGACGAGGAGUUUCAAGAUCUAAUCGAUGCUAGCGAGGAAGCCAAAAAGGUGGAGCACCCAUGGAAAAAUAUUACACAAACAAGAUACAGGCCUCAACUCACUUUUUGCUCUCUCAUUCCAUUCUUCCAACAACUCACCGGAAUCAAUGUUAUCAUGUUUUAUGCACCUGUCCUUUUCAAAACUCUGGGCUUUGGAAAUGAUGCUUCUCUCAUUUCUGCAGUAAUUAGCGGAGGUGUUAAUGUUGUUGCUACUUUAAUUUCCAUCUAUACGGUGGACAAAUUUGGACGAAGGACUUUGUUCCUUGAAGGCGGUAUCCAAAUGUUUAUUUGCCAGAUUGCUGUUGGAAGUAUGAUUGCUAUCAAACUUGGAGUUAGCGGUGAAGGCUCGUUUACAAAAACUGAAGCUGAUCUUCUCUUAGUCUUUAUAUGUCUAUAUGUUGCGGCAUUUGCAUGGUCUUGGGGUGCGCUGGGAUGGUUAGUUCCCAGUGAAAUAUGCUCUCUUGAAGUCCGAUCUGCAGGUCAAGCUACCAAUGUUGCAGUGAACAUGUUGUUCACCUUUAUCAUUGCUCAAGUUUUUCUUACCAUGCUUUGUCACUUGAAGUUUGGACUUUUCUUCUUCUUUGCUGGCUUUGUGCUCAUCAUGUCAAUUUUCGUUGCCUUGUUUCUUCCUGAGACAAACAACGUUCCCAUUGAAGAAAUGAAUAAAGUGUGGAAGUCUCAUUGGUUUUGGAAAAAGUUUGUUUCUAAUGUUGUCAUUGAUCAUGGCCAGAAGGCUAUUGCUUGA
This is a messenger RNA of Medicago truncatula (barrel medic), 1533 nucleotides long. RefSeq names its product sugar transport protein 10. Lineage: Eukaryota; Viridiplantae; Streptophyta; Magnoliopsida; Fabales; Fabaceae. The transcript is spliced from 3 exons. The coding region runs from base 1 to 1533 and encodes 510 amino acids. Gene Ontology annotation, biological process: monosaccharide transmembrane transport. The record is from RefSeq and is a predicted model, not a curated record. Gene Ontology annotation, cellular component: membrane. Gene Ontology annotation, molecular function: monosaccharide transmembrane transporter activity.